Messenger RNA from Orbicella faveolata, 1574 nucleotides. Its product is annotated as vacuolar protein sorting-associated protein VTA1 homolog. Gene Ontology annotation, cellular component: multivesicular body. Gene Ontology annotation, biological process: late endosome to vacuole transport via multivesicular body sorting pathway. NCBI's taxonomy places the organism in Eukaryota, Metazoa, Cnidaria, Anthozoa, Scleractinia, Merulinidae. The record is from RefSeq and is a predicted model, not a curated record.
UGUUAGAUGACUGCAUAAAAUGAUCGUCGUAGUACCUUGACGGGCUUAUUUGAGCCCACGAUUGCGAAAAACUGCGAACAGCGAAUGCAACUGAAAAGGAAGCAAAUAUGGCGGCCCAAGUUCCAGCAACUCUGAAAGCUAUCUCUCCAUACCUGAAAACCGCCCUGGAAUACGAUAAACGAGAUCCCGUUGUGGCCUAUUACUGCCGCCUCCAUGCAGUACAGAAAGGCAUCAAAAUUGAUAGCAAAGGAAAGGAAAGCAAACAAUUCUUACUGCAGCUUAUGGACCAACUAGAGAAGACAAAGAAGGACCUGAGUACCCAGGGACACGAGGCUGUCACUAAUGAUGUUGUUGCCCAGAUUCACAUCGAUGAAAAAGCAGAGCAGCUUUUUCUGUGGGCUGAUACUGAAGAUCGUAAUGCAAAUUUUAACAAAAAUGUUGUGAAGUCAUUUUACACAGCUAGUCUCCUUUACGAUGUUCUGACACAAUUUGGAGAAAUGUCAGAAGAGGCUGCAGCCCACCAGAAAUAUUCCAAAUGGAAAGCAGCAUACAUCCACAAGUGCCUGAAGAAUGGAGAAACACCCAUACCAGGACCAGCUGGUGGAGACGGCGAAGAAGAAGGUGGAGAUCCACCUUACCCUCCUUUGCCUAGUAAUACACAGCAACCCCCUGGGUACCCUACUAGCACACAACAACCCCCUGGGUACCCUACUAAUACACAGCAGCCUCCCUACCCUACCAACACUACAGGAGUGCCUGGACAGUUUCCUUCGCAACCUUUUCCUCCGAAUCAACCAACAUAUCCAACACCACCUGGUCAGCCAAGUGUAUACCAGCCUCCUGCUCCAGCCGCCGCCUCCCACCCCGCAGUACCGGCUGCCGUACCUGCAGCUGCCGUUGCUCCCACUCAACCCAGCAGUACAUUAUCUCCAGAGGACAGCGAGAAAGCGCAAAAGUAUUGCCGCUUUGCCGCCAGUGCUUUACAAUACGAGGAUGUUAAGACAGCUAUUGAAAAUUUACAUAAAGCGCUGGCUUUGUUAGAGAAGUGACAUUUCUGGAAAAUAUGACACAAAAAAUUAUUUACACCAGUAGGAUGCAAGGAAACGAUCUGCUGGAUAAUCAGAGAUUUUUGAUUAAACCAGACUGGGAGUGGAAAUGUGUAAAGACAGACGUGACCAGCAGAUACAAAAAGAUAACCAUCGACUUUUGGACGAGAAGCAUUUGUAAGCCACCUUGUUUUAUCAACGAAAAUACCAAACGACUUAAGGUGAUUGUGGCUAUAGCCAAUUGUAACAAUCUUAAUGACUGUAAAACGGAUGCUGUGAAAUGGAAACCCAUUCUUAAACAAACAAAACCAACCCUAUUGACGAACAAGAACUGCAAGCAAAAAUAUGCAACCCAUGCAAAGUGUGGCAAAAUUGGGUUUUCUAGUGGUCGGGUGAUUGUAAACGUACGUAUAACACGUAUAACACACUCUGCAUGUGUACAGAGUUUGUAGAAAAUGCAAAACCAAAAAAGCGAAGCAAACACUUUUCUUUAAAGGAGCUAAGUCACGGUUUGCGCAUAUUGAAAAG